Messenger RNA from Trypanosoma cruzi, 2478 nucleotides. RefSeq lists its product as uncharacterized. NCBI's taxonomy places the organism in Eukaryota, Euglenozoa, Kinetoplastea, Trypanosomatida, Trypanosomatidae. The record is from RefSeq and is a predicted model, not a curated record. The transcript has a single exon. Bases 1 to 2478 code for a protein of 825 amino acids.
AUGCAUGCGGCACAGGAUCCUUCCAUGGUGACGGAGGUUGUCGCCCACGGCGUCCAAUGUCUUCUUCUCGCCAUGGAGCGUGACUCACUGGAGGCCGUGCAGCACUGCGCAGAGACGGUGGUGCAGGCGGUGGUUCACGCGUACCACACGCAUCGACGCAAUUCCAUUGUCCACGCCAGUCAGUGGAUGGAUUUGCUGCGCUUGCUGAUCCCCACAACAUUGCAUUCCGUGUUUCUCUUUUUGCAACGUAUUCACGCGAGUACAAAAUUUGGUACAUUUGAGCGCAGUGUUUCCACGACGCUGGCAAAUUUAGUGUUUUGCACAAUAACGUUACUUCGACGCGUGGGGUCGGACUUUUUGCUGCGACAGGAAAAUGAAAGGAAGAAUACUGGCGAUGCCGCUCCGUCCUUUUCCGGUAGCAAUGACGCACGUUUGCUGCAGAUGCACGCCACAAUACAAGGGGCGCUGAAUAAGGUGUUGAGCACCCACUUUCCGUUCAUUGUGUACAAUGCGGAGCAUCAACUGUGGCAGUUGGAGGGGGCGGCGCCUUCAGUGAACACUGUGGAGCUCUCAGAGCUGCACGCGGUUCCCCACACCACACAUUUUUUAUUGCCCCUAGAUGCUUGGAUUUGGCUGCUUGCGGAGGCGACAACGAGUGGUGUGGCGGCGGCAUCGCCUACUUUCUCUUCGAACGACGCCACACCGAUGCAGUCGUGGGUGACGCAGGCGCUUCUUGAAAUGAACCCACACAAUGUUUCUGACGCUUUAUUUCCCCGAAAAUUUAUGGAUGUCAUUAUUUCCAUUUAUUCUUUUUUACUGAAACGAUGGAUGAACUGCCUUCCCGGGCUUGCUGAGGCUCUGCAGCGCUGGAGCAAAAUGGAUGCGGUACCGUUCUUUGAAUUAACCAUUCCAUUUUCAAUCAGACAUUGGCAGCAGAGCAACAGGAAGGAUUUGUCAAUACCAGCGGAGAUUUGUGUUGUUCUUCACGAUCUUAUACGACAAAUUCCUGUUGUCUUUAUCGGGGCACAGUUGCUUGUAAAACUGCAGCGUGUUCUCUCGCAGCUGGGUGUCGUGCGCCUAUUUUUUGCUGUACAACGUCCAUUUGGAGCAUUCAACGUUGCGGAUAGUUUAUCCAUAGAGUUGUCACGAUUAGUAGAGGCGGCGUCAGGGCAUAUAUUUCUUCAUUUGGAUCGUACGCGAUGUACGCUUUUGCCUUACGAGUCGAGUUUGCCACAUCUUCAGCUGACGUUUCUUGAUUUGGCUUCGUAUACGUUUGAACGACAGUUAGCUGAAGACACGGCUGCUCUCGCCUUACUGCGGCCUCCUCCAGUCUGUGCGGCGUUAAGCUUUGCGUCCAUGGUGCGAUGCUUUGGAUUUGUUUCUGGAGAUGGAGUGGAUGCUAGAGAUGCUUCUGUAGACAUUCAAGGGGAUGAUGCUGUUGAUUCUACUGCCGCUGCUGCUUUGGCUGCAUGUAGGAGUGCAUCACAUGCACAAUCCAUUGUUCUGGCUCUUGAGGAAGUUUUCUUUUGUCUUUGCGCGUUUGGCUGCCUGUUGGAUGAGACCCCAUCGUUGUAUCAUUUUUUUGCUUCCGUUCUACGGGCGCUGCGCGGGGAAUUUGAGGUAAGUCAGAUGCCUGCAUCUUUUCCUUCUUUUUCGGUAGCUGGUUUCCCGCUGGAAAGCGGAGGACAUGGGUUCUUCUCUGUACUCAACGAGGAGUCCGUAAAGGCGGUGGAGUACAUUAUUUCACUGUAUAUAGCGAGGGUGCGGCAAAAACCAGCGAAGACUCCUGACGGUGACACGUUGCCUGAACAUCGUCGCUACUGGCUUCUGGCAGUAUCGCAUUUGCGUAUGGCAGAUCUUGUGGCCGAAGUACAAAUGGCGUUUGGUGUUGUGCCAGGUUUCUCCACUGAAUACAACAAUGCACUUUGUUGCUGUGGUCCAUCCGAGAGUGCGGGGUGGCUUCACCUCGACGAGUCCAGUUCCUUGUACGAGGAGGAUGACUCAUUUCUGUGGCAUUUCCUUUCAAAACAACGUGAUUUGAAACAAUCUUCUUAUCGAAUGUCUAAUUUUUUAUUCACAACUCGCGAUCGGCUUGUGGCAACUUCUAUGCGAUUUCUCUUCUUGGCCCUGCGCGAGGCGACCCUACUUGAAAAGGGGAUAGAACGCACUAAGAAAAAUCAUCGUGGAGGUCGCCGUGUUUCUUCUCCCGCUGCUGCCGCUGCUGAGGCCCCCUCACCAUCGUUGAGUGGAGAGAUGUCGCAAGCAUUUCUGUACACAACAGCAUUUACCCGCUUUCUUUUAAUGAUGGAAUACAUCCCCGCCGCGAGGUUAGUGGGAUUCUCAGAGAAGUGUUGUCGAUAUAUUUCCGAGUUGAGGCCCGCAGAUAAAAGGAGAACGGGUGCGCAUGGUAUGGUGACAGAGAUGGAUCUGCUUGCUGCACAGAGCUACGAUCUCUCACUGUCUCUCUUUACAGCGUGA